Leguminivora glycinivorella is the source of this 1094-nucleotide messenger RNA. It is a transcript of the gene MED31, whose product is annotated as mediator of RNA polymerase II transcription subunit 31. Gene Ontology annotation, biological process: regulation of transcription by RNA polymerase II. The transcript has 4 exons. Gene Ontology annotation, cellular component: mediator complex; core mediator complex. Gene Ontology annotation, molecular function: transcription coregulator activity. The record is from RefSeq and is a predicted model, not a curated record. Bases 115 to 531 code for a protein of 138 amino acids. NCBI's taxonomy places the organism in Eukaryota, Metazoa, Arthropoda, Insecta, Lepidoptera, Tortricidae.
UGUAGCUGUAGCUGUCAUGUUUUGAUUGAAAGAUGUGAUGACUAAAAAUGAAACUAAAAGUUUUAAUUUAAUUUAUAAGAAUAAUAUAAAAAUAUUCACUUCAACUCUUCAAUCAUGAUGGCAGGAAAAGGUAUGCCGGAGACGGAGGAGCAGAAUAGGAUAAGAUUUCAAGUAGAGCUAGAAUUCGUUCAAUGUUUAGCCAAUCCAAAUUACAUUCACUUUCUAGCACAGCGAGGCUACUUUAAGGAGCAGACCUUCAUCAACUACCUGAAGUACCUCCAGUACUGGCGGGAGCCGGAGUAUGCUCGCUACCUCAAGUACCCGAUGUGUCUACAUUUCCUGGAGUUACUCCAGCAUGAGGCGUUUAGGAGGGAAUGUGUAUCAGCUCAGGUAUGCAAAUUCAUGGACGACCAGGCGAUCCUAUUAUGGCAGCACUACACGCGGCGACGCACGCGCACGCUGCAGCCGCCGGACGCGCCCGCGCCGCCGGCGCCGCCUGCGCCGCCCGGCCCGCCGAGGCAGCAGUCCUAGGGUUAGCUUUUGGAAUAUUUUUAAAGUUUUACCAUCCUGUGGAUAAAAGGCUGUCAGCCUUCAAUUGCAUAAAAGUCACCGUGUGGCUACGAGUACAGUUCAGUAUCGCACCGUGUGUGAUAUGCGUGGGUUUGCAGGUUUGGACACUGUGACGGUGACAUUUUGAGGAUGGAAGUGUCAUGGAUCAUAGGAUUCAUAGGGCAUGCAUAUGUUGGCUGGCCUGGCAGAAAAACCAAAUAAAACAAAAUUAAACAGCUAAUAAAUAUGACCUUCUUGGUUCAUAUGAAUAUGCUUUCAAAGGCUGAUGAAUGUCACUCACCAUUCUAAGCAGGAAACUUUUCUUACCAUAAAUUAAUGAAUAUACUUCUUAUACUAGAGUCUGCAGAAAGAAAUGAGUUGUGAAAUGUAUGGGAUAUCUUGCCCUUCCCUCACAGGCUCUAUUAAAAAUCUUUGAAACAAAUCUCGUGUUUUUAAUGCCAGUUUCUAAAACAAUGAUAGACUGAUUUAUGGAUUGUCGUAAGUGUAUAUCAUAAGUAAAUUAAUUAAAACAAUUCAUUUUUAAA